UUGUUGCUUGGACGUGGCAGCCAUGACGUGAUUUUCUGAAUUUUUUGUUAAACCAGAUUACACUAUUAAUUAUAAAGAGAAUUGUAGUUUAAGGGAAGUACGUGCAUUAUUCGUAACAGCAUCGUUUGCAAGCGGCUCAAUUAAGUGUUAACCGAGAAAUCCAGUGCGUAAUAUAAUUUAGUAGUGAGUGCAAAAAUCUGAAAAUUAUCAGAAAUAUUGUAGUGUAAAGUGAAAUUAAGAACAUUGCAAUAUUCCAAACAACAAGAAACAAAUCAAAACGUAACAGCAGAAAUCAAAGAGGACGACGACAAGGCACAGAAAACCAACAACAACUCGCCCACAAAUAAACAAGCCCCAGCCGCCGCAGCUGCAUUUGAAAGCUUUAAGCAUAUGCCCAUCGCAGUUUCCAACACUGCACUGUGGAGCCUAAGCAGGCAGUGAGCGAGAGGGCGAGAGAGCGAGCGAGCAACAGCUGAUUGGGAUAGUUGUUGUUGCUGCUGUUGGGGAAACCUGCGCAGAGAGAGAGAGCGAGAGCGAACUACUACUUGUGACGGGGGCAUACAGGUGGCAGAACAGCUGUUCCAACAUUAAAAAAAAGCAAUACAACAAAAAUCCAUUAUUCUAGAAUAUCCCAUUACCCCGACUGCAGUUUUUUCAAGCAUAUAAAAAACAACAAUCAAAACAACAACAACAACAACAACAAGUGAAGCAAUUAUCAUUGGAAAGCAACAAAGAAAAGAAAAAAAAAACCAACAACAAACAAAAGCAUCUUCCAGAGGCACCCCUUCCAGACGUCCAAACGUUCCACUUUGUGCGCUUCCUUCCUUCCUUCCUUCCUUCCUUUGUACCCGCCGUUUGGUCUAUCGUUCGGGCUGUUUUCCAUUAUUUUGCAACACUGGCUGGCCAAGCAUCCUGCCUCCUCUCACCUAUCGUCAUUCACCGUGCAACGGCACCAUCCAUCGAAGGAAAGGAACAUAGAAAUCACAAUUUGAACAUCCAUCUGAUUGAUCUGAUCUGAUCUGGUUCGAUUCGAUUUGCGGCUAAUUGCGCGCACGUUAUGACCAAUUCGAUUGCGUCAGCAAAAUGCCUGCCCAAUGCACUCUCGUCUGGCAAUUAUGGUAUGUCGCAAAGCCACCGUUACACCGAUGAUAGCAAGGAGUACAUCAUCGUCAAGCUCACUGACUCCGCCUUCCGUGCAAUCGAGGAAUACCAGCGGGACGACAAUGCCAAACGCCUGCAGCCCGGCCAGCGGGCGAAGAUCCAGUUCAUUGGCAACACCGGCGUCAUACAGUUCCCCUCACGACCCUCGACGACCGAGGGCCAUAGCAGCAGCAACAAUGGCAACAACAACAGCAACCUACCUUCUGGCGGCAGCAGCAACCCUGGCGGCAGCCACAUGGACAAUGGAGGGCGAAAAUUUGGUUUCACUAUCAACAACAUGGAGGGCACCCUCGAGUGCGUCCAGCAGCAGCAACAGAACCUCGGCGUCCUCGGUGCGGUCACGCUCCGGAUGCGGAUACAUGCCAACGACGAUGUCUACGAUACGACACGCACGAAAAUGGCCAUUGCCGAGGAGACGGAGAAGAGCAAGUGCAUACGGGAGAUCAAGCCAAAUCAGUCGGAUAUUGGGCGCAAGGUGAAGAAGGCCCCAUCAUCAUCAUCAUCGUCCUCAUCCUCCCUGACGACGACGACGACGGCGACAGCAUUUCAUCAUCACAGCAACAACAGCAACAACAACAACAACAACAACAACAGUGGGAACAACAGCAACAGCAGCAGCAAUAGUUUUAAUAGCAACAGCAACAACAACAAUAGUCGUAAGUUAGGUUCAUCGCCAUUUAAUGGUCUAGGAGUAGGAGGAGCAGGAGCAGGAUCAGGAUCAGCAGUAGGAUCAUCAUCGUAUGCCACAUCGUACGCCACCGCCGCCACAGCAUCACAACGAUCGCCAAACCCGAGUACGCUGGGUGGCAGCGGCACAGUCAAUGGCGGUGGAGCGUCGAAUCGCUACCACAGCAGCAGCAGCAACAGCAACAACUCGGCCUCCUCGCUGGCCUCUACAUUUGCCAAUGGAAUAUCGCAGGGCUACAACAUGAGCGGCAGCUCACCGAGGGACAGCCAGCCAAUCAAUAACAACAACAGCAGCAACAACAGCAACCAUAUAACAACCACAACCUCCGCCAUAUCCUCCUCCUCGACAAACGGACGCAGCAAAAUGGUUAGCGGAGGCGGCAGCAACUCGAGGAGCGGCAACAACAAGUCAUCCGGUGGCAGCAAGAUGUCGGAUGUGUCGAGGCGCACCAUCCGUGAGCGCCUGAUCCACUUGCUGGCCCUCAAGGCCUUCAAGAAGCCAGAGCUGUUCGCUAGGCUGAACAACGAGGGGAUACGGGACCGGGAGCGCAACUUGAUCACCAGCAUACUCAAAGACAUCAGCACGAUGGGGCAAAACACGUACAAUCUGCGGCGCCAGAUGUGGAACGACGUGGACGAGAACUGGCCGUACUUUAGCGAGCAGGAGGUGCAGCAGCUGAAGCGACGCAAGCCCCAAAAUCUGACGCCUCCGAUGAGCUCCGAUGCGGGCAGCUCCACGUCCGGCCAGAGUCCCACAUCGACGCAUACAGGAAGUCCGCCGCCACAUGGCAAUGGCGGGGGUGUGGGUGGCGGUGGUGGUGGACCCGGAGGUGUUGGUGGCGGCAGUCUGAAGCGCACAAGCCUGGAGUACGACGAGACGAUGUUCAGCACUGUGCAGCCGAAGAAGCAGCGCAUCAGUCACUACAAGAAGGACACUCCGCCCUCGGCCACAUCGUACCCGUCCUCCACCUCAGUAUCCGUGUCUGCCUCCUCCUCCUCAUCGAACCGCAACCGAUACACGCCUCCGCAGCGACAAGGGGGUCCGCUGGACGAUCACACCAGCAGUGAUCUCAGCUACAAUGUCCUCGACAACAUGGAGGAGUUCAUGAGCACAACGGCGGCGGCGGUGGCGGCAACGGCAGCGACUCAGCAGCAUCAGCAGCAAAGAAGGAGCAAUAGCAGUAGCAGUAGUAGGCGUGGCAGCUCCUCCCAAAACGGUGGCAGCGGCAGCAAGGACAAGCGCAACUCAACGGGCAGCAAUUCGAGCAGUUCCAGCGGCUAUGAGACACAGCUGGAGCGUAAUCGGUCAGCGACGACGACGACGACGAGCGCGAGCAUGCCAGCGAGUCGCAACAGUAAAUCCUCGACAACGCCGCCCAAGCUGGCGAACAGCUUUGUGCCAGCAGCCACCGGAGGAGGAAAAGGAUCGGGAUCUGGAUCUGGAUCAGGUGGUGGAGGCAAGCAACGUUCUUCGACGGCGCCCAAUCUGCCACUGCAGCAGCAUCAGCAACAGCAGAGCGACUACAACUCGUACAACAACAACACCCAUGCGGCCUCCAACAGCAAGAAGCGUACGAGUAGUGCAGGUGCAGGUGUAGGCGCAUCAUCAUCAUCAUCCAACGACAGAGGCCAGCGUCAAAGGAGCUCAAACUCCAGCUCAAGCUCUGGGUCCUAUCAACAGGUUCCACCUCCCUCCUCCGCCACCGUUAUCCGUUCCGCAUCGGCGUCGUCCGUCCAACAGCAGCAGCAGCAGCAGCAGCAGCAUAGCCAUCAGCAGCAGCAGCAACAGCAGCAUCAGCAUGGAGCUCCAGCCACCAGUGCCCAGCAUCCAUCGCCCACACAGCAGCUGGCGGCGGCCACCCAUGCGUAUGCGAACGCAGAUGCCGAUUCGUCCUCGAGUCCACGCUACGACUUCAGCCAAUACGUUCCCAUACAUUCACUGGAAGUGCGUAGACGCUACAAGACUGAAUUUGAGAGCGACUACGAUGAGUAUCGCAAGCUGCUGACCCGUGUCGAGGGCGUGCGCAACCGCUUCCAGACCCUAUCCGAGCGCAUGGACAGCGCCCGGCGUAGCGACAACGGAUACGGGGACUACGAUCAGAUCAAGCGCCAGAUUGUCAGCGAGUACGAGCGCAUCAAUAACGAUCGCACCAUACGCGAGGACAAGCAGCGGUUCGACUACUUGCAAGCCAAGCUGGCCCACAUUAAGCAGCUGGUUACGGACUAUGACCAGACAUUGAUCACAUUGGCGGCUACUCCUCCAGCUGCAACGCCUGCGCCAACGCCUGCGCCUGCGCCGGCAACGGCUCCUGUCGAAGCAGCACAAAUGGCGGCGAGACACGCGGAACAGCAGCGGAGACAGCAGCAGCAGCAGCACCAUGCGGUGGAGACGAUAGAACAGCAUUAUCCUCAUCAUCAGCAUCAGCAGCAGCAGCAACAGCAACAGUCGCAGGAGCAUCAAAGCGAUUCGGAUGACAGUUCCGAAAGUUCGGAUUCCAACGAUGAUGAUGAUGAGGACUGCGAAGAUUCCAACUCCAAUACCGACGACGAUCAGACCCGCGACCGCUACUGAUACACACACAACUACUUCGAUGAUCCGCUUAAUCCUCCCUAACCCUAACCCCCAUCCCCUCUAACCCUUAACCCCAUGUAAAAAGGCAAAACAAACAAACAAACAAA
This is a messenger RNA of Drosophila obscura, 4527 nucleotides long. RefSeq names its product RNA polymerase II elongation factor Ell (gene Su(Tpl)). Gene Ontology annotation, cellular component: transcription elongation factor complex. The coding region runs from base 1058 to 4420 and encodes 1120 amino acids. Lineage: Eukaryota; Metazoa; Arthropoda; Insecta; Diptera; Drosophilidae. The transcript has 5 exons. The record is from RefSeq and is a predicted model, not a curated record. Gene Ontology annotation, molecular function: cis-regulatory region sequence-specific DNA binding. Gene Ontology annotation, biological process: transcription elongation by RNA polymerase II; positive regulation of transcription elongation by RNA polymerase II; snRNA transcription by RNA polymerase II.